UUCCGCCCCUCAAUACCUACUGUCGUGCAUUGGAAAUCACCCCUCAAUCCAUGCCUUGAACGUCAAGGAGACAGUCGACGGUCGAAACAACGAAUACAAAAAAUGUCCAAAGAGGAGCAGUUUGAUGGAAUGCUGUUGGCCAUGGCCCAGCAGCAUGAGGGAGGUGUCCAGGACCUCUUGGAUACAAUAUUCAGUUUCUUGGCGAGGAAGACGGACUUUUACACCGGUGGAGGAUCUGGAGCAGCGGAAAAGUUAGUUAAAAGUAAAUUCGAAAAAUACCAGUCUACGGCUAUGCAGAAGUAUGAAGACGAGAAGAUACAAAGACUGCAAAAGGAGAAGAAACAUAAAGAACGCAUUGAAAAAAAGAAACAGGAAGAAGCUGCAGCUCUUCUCGUGAAUGAAGUGGACAUUGGAGAUGAUAAAAUCGUGGAAUUGACCGAUGAACAGGCUGAGAAGCUUCAGAAGGAGAUAGAUAAUAAGCAUGCCCCAAUUAUCGAACCCUCGCUCUCAGGACCGAGCACAAGUUCUACAAGCCUGCCCGAGACUCCCGAUAAAAUGGAAGCAGUUGAUGAGGAAGAGGAUGAAGCAGACAAAGGGAAGCUGAAACCCAACACUGGAAAUGGUGCAGAUCUCCCUGACUACAGAUGGACACAAACUCUGCAAGAGGUCGAGAUAAGAGUGCCACUCAAAUCCACGUUCAAUGUGCGACCCAGAGAUGUGUCCGUGACAAUCGGAAAGAAGCAUCUCACCUGUGGUAUCAAAGGUCAACCCCCAAUAAUUGAUGGAGAUUUUCCCUAUGAGGUUAAACUUGAAGAAUCCACCUGGGUUAUCGAAGAUGGAAAAAUGCUACUCAUAAAUUUGGAAAAGAUCAACAAAAUGCAAUGGUGGGCCCAAGUAGUGACCUCUGAUCCUGAAAUAAAUACAAAGAAAGUGAAUCCAGAGCCUAGCAAAUUGUCUGACCUCGACGGUGAGACACGUGGACUCGUUGAGAAAAUGAUGUACGAUCAAAGACAAAAAGAGUUGGGUCUACCGACGUCUGACGAGCAGAAGAAGCAGGACGUAAUAAAGAAAUUCAUGGAACAGCAUCCUGAAAUGGAUUUCUCAAAAUGUAAAUUUAAUUAACUUCGAGGUGUGAGUUUGAACAUUGACAAGGUUCAAUGAAUUAUCCAAAGGAGAGUAAUUGAAGCAAAUUACGCAUUUUUUUUACAUUCUUGCAAACUUUCGUCGUUGAAUAAAAUUUCAUUUCGAUUAA
Messenger RNA from Diachasmimorpha longicaudata, 1252 nucleotides. It is a transcript of the gene nudC, whose product is annotated as nuclear migration protein nudC. Bases 103 to 1122 code for a protein of 339 amino acids. The transcript has 8 exons. The record is from RefSeq and is a predicted model, not a curated record. Gene Ontology annotation, cellular component: cytoplasm. Lineage: Eukaryota; Metazoa; Arthropoda; Insecta; Hymenoptera; Braconidae. Gene Ontology annotation, biological process: protein folding.